This is a messenger RNA of Umbelopsis ramanniana AG, 2585 nucleotides long. RefSeq lists its product as uncharacterized. Gene Ontology annotation, molecular function: zinc ion binding; DNA-binding transcription factor activity, RNA polymerase II-specific. The coding region runs from base 107 to 2365 and encodes 752 amino acids. The record is from RefSeq and is a predicted model, not a curated record. The transcript has 5 exons. Gene Ontology annotation, biological process: regulation of DNA-templated transcription. NCBI's taxonomy places the organism in Eukaryota, Fungi, Mucoromycota, Umbelopsidomycetes, Umbelopsidales, Umbelopsidaceae. Gene Ontology annotation, cellular component: nucleus.
GUGACAAAGAGCGACAAAGAUUAUUAUUAAGUUGAGCGUCCUGUUUGCUGGCAGUCUUCAUAUCACCUGUCCCGCACCUUCCACACAGUAUAAUUCAAAGUAGAGCAUGUCGACGCAGAGGCUUCGAAUUCCUCGAAAUCGACCCUGUGAAGAAUGCAGAGAGCAUCGUCGAAAAUGUUCUGUACAGGAAGGCGAAUCUCGAUGUAGUCGAUGUAUAAAGCGAAAUUUGAAUUGUAUUUUCAAGGUCUAUCGGCCCUCAAAGGGCCACAAUAAGGAUGACGUUGAUCAAAGCGUUUUGGGAAUACAAAGCAAUGUUACAUAUCUUGAACAGCAAGUAUACGAACUAGAGCUUGCUUUACGAGAGGCUAGAGCAUCUUUAAAUAUCUCUCCAAUUGAUACGCCUGUUAAACAAGAGCAAACCCAGUUCUUGCCAUCGCCAUCGAGUGAACAUACUCUUCAAUCCUAUAGCGAGCAAUAUAUAUCACCGCAAUUCAGUUAUGACGGUAUGCUGGACGGUUCUACCAGCUCAUUUGAUUCGACCAGUAAAUGUGAAGACUUGCACACUGCGGUAACGCCGUAUCAUAGUAGUUUUACCGACAAUUAUAUCUACAAUACCCUAUCAGACAUCACGACAUCCAGCCCAAACUUGUCGACUUGCUCGCCGUCAAGCCAAGACCUUGUGCUGUUUUCACAAACAUCAACAAGUGCUGGAGAUGAACAAAAGAAGGAGGACCAUACAUGGAGUAUUUCUAUGACCAAAGAUGGCCUGACCAUCAACACUAAUGUAAAGACUGUUCGAGACUUGGUUUCGUGGGGAUUGGAGGCAAUCAAAGUCCUCAACCUAGAUGCAUCAGUACAGCCAUAUCCAAUCAGCUUGUCAGAGUACAGUGGCAACAUCAACUUAUCGGUUACAAGCAAACUAUUGGGAGUUCAUGAGCUUUAUGCAAAAGUGAUUCGAAAUGGUCCAAAAACGUUAACAUUCGAUACAGGAGUCCCGCCGCGACCACCUCUUUUGGCAACAACCCCUUACCAAGUCAUUACCAAGCUGCUCGAUACCUAUUUCAGUUGUCACAAUAAGCAGAUGCAAAUUCUAUAUCAACCGGCUUUUUUGGAAGACUUCCAUAAUCGAAGUGAUAUAUUUUCAUCACCAGUGAUUAUGGCAGUAUGCUCCUAUGUGUGUUUGAGGCAUUGUAGACAUACGCCAAAUUACUCUGCACAAGAACUUCGAGAAAUGGGAGAGUUCUUUUAUAGCCUUGCAAGAGAACUUCUUGAAGAUAUCUUUGACGAACCAGAGCAUCGAGAAGAAGCAAUGACCACGCUGAUUUUCAUUGGUAUGUUCCGACUUCAAACUCUUCGGGCUUCUGAAGCAUUUACUGCCUUCACCUUGGCUUAUACAAUUACACUGGAUAUGUACGACGAAAGAAUGAGCACACCAGUGGUUGAUGAACAAUCUUGGAUACAACGUGAAAUCUUUAAGAGACAAUGUUUCUAUGUCACUCUUAUGGAGCACCACGUAUACCACCUUGCUGAGAAGAGUUUCAAGGAAUUUAAAUUUCUAUUUGCGGGCGAAAGUUUGGAGCCAUUGCCUAAUGAAGAGCCAGAUAUGGUGAAGUUAAUCCAAUUGAAAAACAUCUUCAUGAACUGGCUCAGCAACGAAAAGAUGAUCAAUGCAAGGAGGGAAAUUUAUGACCUAGACACGUCAGAUGUUCCCGGCACACUUUCGCUACAGAAAUACUUUGAGUAUGAGGAAAUGAUGAUUCAAAUUUGGAGCACCUUACCGAUGGACUUCAAAAUUGUUGAGCACCCUGAUAUGGACGUAACGGAUGAGCAAGUGAUCAAUGCUGAUCGAGCUCAGUUGCAAACGUUUAUCGUCGUUCAUACCUGGUAUAUUCUGCUCAAUGCGCUGUUUCUACCAAAGCAAAUAUUUUCGAGAAUGCAAGAAGAACAUGACCCUGGAGAAGGAACUUCCUCUGGUCAAACGGAAUUCGCCAAUAUGUUUGUGCAAAGCAUAUGGGCAAGAUCUUUAGACAGAUGUUUGAAAAGUUCGUUGAUCGUCAUCAAACUUGCUGAGCAACAGAUUAACCAUAAUAUUUGCCGUUUUGAGCCCCUUUACCUGCUUCUGAUUAUCGACUUGAGUAUGCGGUUAGCAAAGGCAGAAAUACGACCCGAUAUCGCACAGACUGGUCGGCAACAUCUCGAAAGAUGUGUCAAUAUACUCAAGGCCAGUAUGUUUGCACCAAUGCAUGGUGUGCUACUCGAGGAAGGCAAAACGAUAGCCCAUAUGGAUUACGAGCCUCCUCCGAUCGCACAAGGUCUCAAGGAGCAAAUAGAAAAGAUGCUUAUGCCUUUUGGACUUAGUGUAUGAUUUGUGCACGUCUGUAUUCUUGUAGUCAACACACCGGUUUUAGAUGUACAUGUCUUGUUUAUUUUGUAAUUUUGUUAAUUUUUCUUUUUAUACUUUUGUUCUCUCGCUUUCUGCUACGUUAUCUUUGAAAGAAUAAAAACCCCCCAACGAGAGGUUCAAACUGUUGUUUUGUCUAAAUUGCAAAAAUCCUUAGGUGGUGUUGUUUGUGGAUAAAACACAC